Molecule: messenger RNA, 1176 nt
Organism: Owenia fusiformis
Lineage: Eukaryota; Metazoa; Annelida; Polychaeta; Sabellida; Oweniidae
Source: the annotation of a GenBank genome assembly
CGCGGAUCCGUCAUCAUAACUUCCGGUUGUUUAUACAAGAUUUACUAACUUUGAAUGACUUUCAAAGGCAUUUAUCCAUAUAGCUGAUGCUAGAUUAAUGUUGUCGCUUAUCAGAAACACUCUUAUAUAUACGCGAUUGGUUAAUAUUAACUUAGACACAACAUUAAUCAGAAUGACGUCCAGCAUGAGCAAUGGAAUUGAUGUUGCAGGGAUGAGAAAGCCUUAUAAGGGAGACCAAGAGGCAUUUGAAGAAGACAGCCUGGUUGCCAAGGAGCCCAUUGCCCAAUUUAAACAUUGGUUUGAAAUUGCCUGCCAGACUGAUGGGAUUAGAGAAGCGAAUGCCAUGUCUCUUGCAACAGCCACAAAGACAGGAGUACCAUCAUUGAGGAUAGUCUUGCUAAAGGGUUAUGAUGACAAGGGUUUCAGGUUCUACACCAACUAUGAGAGUAGAAAAGGAAAAGAAAUUGAGGAAAAUGCAAGAGCAGCUUUGUGUUUCUAUUGGACCAAUGUGAAUGAAACAGAUGCGACUACUACCUGGUCAAGACAGGUGCGUAUAGAGGGCAUAGUUGAGAAGCUAUCUGAGGAGGAGUCGACCACUUACUUCCAUUCCCGUCCUCGGUCCAGCCAGAUAGGAGCAAUUGUUAGUCACCAGAGCACAAUAAUAACAGGAAGAGAUGUUCUCCGCGAGAGAAAUGAAAAAUUAACAAACGAAUAUGCAGAUGAGUCAAAAGAGAUUCCAAAACCAGAUUAUUGGGGUGGCUAUGUUGUGAAGCCACACAUGGUGGAGUUCUGGCAGGGGCAGACAAACCGUGUACACGACAGGAUCGUAUUCAGGAAACACCAAGAGGGGGAGACAUUUGAUGAGACAAUAACCCAUCCAGGGGAUGCUGGAUGGGUCUAUGAACGUUUAGCUCCAUAAUUAUAAAGAUUAUAAAGAAAGACUCGAUCUAUAACUUUAAGGCCAGGAAAAAGAUAAUUUGUUUCUAGUCUGGCUGUUCACAUUUGCAGUAACAAAAAGUGCAACCAGAUGCUGAUAAAGUAUGGGAUUAAUUUGUUCUAUUAAUUCGAGCAUUUGAGUUUGUUUUUAGGGAGAAAUGUGAAUUGAAAAUUAUAAGUUCAUUCAGGGAUCCUGAACUUACCUCAACAUUUAUUCAAAAGUCAACUGUUUAUAUAAUU